Dictyostelium purpureum is the source of this 1120-nucleotide messenger RNA. RefSeq lists its product as uncharacterized. Gene Ontology annotation, molecular function: ATP binding; protein kinase activity. Gene Ontology annotation, biological process: protein phosphorylation. The transcript is spliced from 3 exons. NCBI's taxonomy places the organism in Eukaryota, Evosea, Eumycetozoa, Dictyosteliales, Dictyosteliaceae. The record is from RefSeq and is a predicted model, not a curated record. The coding region runs from base 9 to 1076 and encodes 355 amino acids.
AAGCUCAAAUGGAUAAUUCAAAUUCACAAUUAAAAACCCAACAAAGUACUCUUUCCCCACUUUCAAGCUCUAAAGAAAUUGAAAAUAAAUUUUCAACUUUAUCAGUUUCAUCAACUCUAACACUUUCUUCAGAUUCUAUCGAUGGAAAAUAUGUACCAAAAAUUAAUGGAAAAACAUUAACAGAAUUAUUAAAAUAUCAAUCAUUUGAAGAUAUUCUAGGUGAAGUUUUAAGUAAAAAAAUUAAUAUUUAUAAAGAAUUACCCAAAGAAGAUGUUCAUUUUGGUACAGAUGAUAUAAUGGCAGUUGGUGCAAGUGGUAAAGUUUAUAAGGGUAGAUACCGUAAUAAAGAUGUUGCAAUUAAAGUUUAUAGUACCGAAAACUUUUGUUUUAAUACUGAAGAGUUUGAUAGAGAAAUUACAAUUAUGAGUUUAAUAGAUAGUGAUCAUCCAAAUUUUACUAGAUUUUAUGGGGCAAAUAAACAAAAUCCAAAGUAUUUAUUUAUGGUUUCAGAAUAUGUUCAAGGAGGUAGCUUAAGAGAUUUACUAUUGAAUAAAGAUAAACCAUUAACUUAUUUCACUCAAUUAUCAAUCGCACUAGACAUUGCAAAUGCAAUGCAAUAUUUACAUUCAAUAGGUGUAAUUCACAGGGAUUUAAAAAGUUUAAAUGUAUUAAUAACUGAUGACUAUUCCGCUAAAGUUAUUGAUUUUGGUACAUCACGUGCAAUCGAUGUUUCAAAGCAAAUGACAUUAAAUCUUGGUACUUCUUCAUGGAUGGGUCCAGAAUUAUUUAGAAAUGAACCAUAUACUGAAUUAUGUGAUGUCUAUGCUUUUGGUAUUGUACUUUGGGAAAUUUUUUGUAGAAAAGAACCAUACGAAGGUGUUAAUAGUUGGUCCAUUCCUUUAAUGGUUGCUAAAGGUGAACGUCCUCCAGUUCCAUCCGAUUGUCCAAGCGAAUACAGUAAAUUAAUGAAAGCUUGUUGGGCUGAUAAACCUAAAAAGAGACCCAAAUUCAAAGAUAUUCAUCAAACUUUAAAACAUAUGGUUGAAAAUUUAACCUUAAAAAGAUCAAAAAAAUAGUUUUAGUAAAAUAAAUUUAAAUUUUUUUUUAAUAUCUAAAAACC